AUGGCAGCAAAUAUUCAAGAACAGCUUGGAGCUCAGCUUCUUCGGGCUGCACAGGUCAUGGAAGAGCAACUUGAUCAGGAAAUGAACAAGCUUGAAAAUCUUGAUGAAGACGACUUGGAAGCAAUUCGUCGACGCAGAAUUGAGCAAAUAAAAAAAGCGCAAAAAGAUAAAGCCGAAAUGCUUUCGAAUGGGCAUGGAAAGUACGAGGAAGUUGCCGAUGAGAAGGAAUUUUUCGAAGCGACCAAAAAAAGCAACAAAGUUGUUUGCUUGUUCUACUUACCAGGAAAUUUCAGAUGUAAAAUUGUUGACAAACAUUUCGAAAUUCUUGCAAGAAAACAUGUUGGCACACGUUUUAUUCACGUAAAUGCCGAGAAGGUGCAGUUUUUGGUUACUCGUCUCAAUAUUCGCGUGAUUCCAACAAUCGCCAUCGUUGUGAAUCAACAGACCAUUGAUUACAUUCGUGGUUUCGAUGAUUUGGGAGGAAAGGACGAGUUCACAACCGAGGUUUUGGAGAAUCGACUUGCUCGAAGUGAGGUGAUAACCGUGGAAAAACGGGUUGCUCCACAACAGAAGAAGAAGAUCAUCCGAUCAGGAGUCGAUGAAUACGACAACGAAGAGGAUUGGUAG
Molecule: messenger RNA, 627 nt
Organism: Caenorhabditis bovis
Lineage: Eukaryota; Metazoa; Nematoda; Chromadorea; Rhabditida; Rhabditidae
Source: the annotation of a GenBank genome assembly